Onychomys torridus (southern grasshopper mouse) is the source of this 1665-nucleotide messenger RNA. It is a transcript of the gene Fosl1, whose product is annotated as FOS like 1, AP-1 transcription factor subunit. NCBI's taxonomy places the organism in Eukaryota, Metazoa, Chordata, Mammalia, Rodentia, Cricetidae. Gene Ontology annotation, molecular function: DNA-binding transcription factor activity, RNA polymerase II-specific; RNA polymerase II cis-regulatory region sequence-specific DNA binding. The coding region runs from base 241 to 1065 and encodes 274 amino acids. Gene Ontology annotation, biological process: regulation of transcription by RNA polymerase II. Gene Ontology annotation, cellular component: nucleus. The record is from RefSeq and is a predicted model, not a curated record. The transcript is spliced from 4 exons.
UCAGUAGAGGCUGCUGGCCGCCGAAGCAGGGGGUCGUGAAGUUCCGUGCGGACCGGCCCAGAGAGGCUCGUGCGGAGAGGUGGGUCCCCUGAGAGGUGACGACACGACCCCCACCCCCCGCAGUGCAAGUGGUUCAGCCCGAGAACUUUUCAUUCAUAAAAAAGACAAGACUCCGCGAGGCGCGAGUGAGUCAGAACCGCAGCCGCCGACGCGGACCUUACCGAGCAUCCAGCCCAGGGCAUGUACCGAGACUUCGGGGAACCGGGACCGAGCUCCGGGGCCGGCAGCGCGUACGGUCGCCCCGUGCAGCCCCCGCCAGCGCAGGCACAGACCGCCCAGCAGCAGAAGUUCCACCUUGUGCCAAGCAUCAAUGCUGUGAGUGGCAGCCAGGAAUUGCAGUGGAUGGUGCAGCCUCAUUUCCUGGGACCUGGUGGCUAUCCCCGACCUCUGGCCUAUCCCCAGUACAGUCCCCCUCAGCCCCGACCAGGAGUCAUAAGAGCCCUAGGGCCACCUCCAGGGGUGCGUCGCCGGCCCUGUGAGCAGAUCAGCCCAGAGGAGGAAGAGCGUCGCAGAGUGAGGCGCGAAAGAAACAAGUUAGCAGCGGCUAAGUGCAGAAACCGGAGAAAGGAACUGACGGACUUCCUGCAGGCGGAGACCGACAAAUUGGAGGAUGAGAAAUCCGGCCUGCAGCGAGAGAUUGAAGAGCUGCAGAAGCAGAAAGAACGCCUUGAGCUGGUGCUGGAAGCCCACCGCCCCAUCUGCAAAAUCCCAGAAGGAGUUAAGGACACAGGUGGUACCAGCAGCACCGGCGGCACCGGCAGCCCACCAGCCCCCAGCCGCCCGGUACCUUGUAUCUCCCUUUCUCCAGGGCCUGUACUUGAGCCGGAAGCACUGCAUACCCCCACGCUCAUGACCACACCCUCUCUGACCCCCUUCACACCCAGUCUGGUUUUCACCUAUCCUAGCACACCAGAACCUUGCUCCUCAGCUCAUCGAAAGAGCAGCAGCAGCAGCGGUGACCCCUCCUCCGACCCCCUGGGUUCUCCCACACUCCUGGCUUUGUGAGGCACCCAGCCACACCCCUUGCCACCUCCUUUCUUCCACUGAUCCAGCAGGCCUGGACCAUAUCCAUGCCCCAAACCAGCAGGUCCUCCAUCUCUUCAGAUUAGAACAAACAUAUUAUGCUUUGAUGUAGAGCCAGCUUGGGGUCCCCAAAGCUGCUCACUGUUUCUCUAGAGCUGGCCUAUCAUAAUUUGCACAAAAUUAGAGACAAAACAUGUCCCUUUUGGGCCAGAGAAAUCCUGGCAGCCCAGACUUUGUAGAACCCCAGUGGUCCUUUGGAGUCCUAAUCCUUUGUAGACCAAUCUCACACGAUGUCGAUGUCACUUUCUUCAUGUGACCCCGGCAGAAGGUACCCUUCACUAGCCUAGAACACUAACUCACACAGCUCCACUGCCAGCAGCACCAGGGCAUCCUGCAGGCUCCUCCUGAAUGUCACAACUCAGGAGGCACCGGUGGCUUCUGUGAUGAGCUGAGCUGCACUCCCUAGCUUUGAGAAGCCUUUAGUUCCAGGGUAUCCAAGCCUCCACCUCAAGGGCAGCUGCUAUUUAUUUUCCUAAAGAGACUAUUUUUAUACAAACCUUCCAAAAUGGAAUAAAAGGCUUG